This is a messenger RNA of Pogona vitticeps (central bearded dragon), 1641 nucleotides long. Its product is annotated as stromelysin-1. Gene Ontology annotation, cellular component: extracellular matrix. Gene Ontology annotation, biological process: extracellular matrix organization; proteolysis; collagen catabolic process. The record is from RefSeq and is a predicted model, not a curated record. NCBI's taxonomy places the organism in Eukaryota, Metazoa, Chordata, Lepidosauria, Squamata, Agamidae. Gene Ontology annotation, molecular function: metalloendopeptidase activity; zinc ion binding.
GAACUGAAGUCUAAAGACUCAGAAUGGUGGCCAUCUACCUCAUGCUGUUAUUUGCAACAGUGUCUUAUGCGCUGCCAAUCAGAAACGAAAGGGAAAAGCUGGAACUUCUUCAGAGGUACUUAAAAAACUAUUAUAACUUCACAACAACAGAUGGGAAACCAACGUUAAGAUGGAAAGCCAACAGCCCAAUAAUGAAAAAAAUCAAAGAAAUGCAAGAAUUUAUUGGGCUAGAAGUGACAGGCAGUUUGGAUUCUAGGACGCUGGAGGCCAUUCAGAAACCAAGGUGUGGAAACCCAGAUAUUGGAGAAUUUGCGUUCUUCUCAGGACAACCCAAAUGGGGGAAGAAAGAUCUUACCUACAGGAUACUGAAUUAUACACCAGACAUGAAAGAACGUGAUGUACAGAAUGCAGUAGAGAAAGCAUUUAAAGCUUGGAGCCGAGUUUCCCCACUAACGUUCUCUCCAACUCAAAGAGACAACGCAGAUAUAAUGAUCUCCUUUGGCUCCAGAGAUCAUGGAGAUUUCAAUCCUUUUGAUGGCCCUGGAGGCACCGUCGCACAUGCUUAUGCUCCUAGCACUGGUAUUGGAGGAGACGCCCAUUUUGAUGAGGACGAAAACUGGACUCACGGAUUAGACGGCACCAACUUGUAUUUUGUAGCCGUUCAUGAAUUUGGUCAUUCCCUUGGACUCUUCCAUUCUAAAGAUCCCAAUGCUGUGAUGUUCCCAGUGUACAGGCAACCUGAACAAACGGAUAAUGUCCUCUCUCAGGAUGAUAUUGAUGGCAUUCAACAUCUCUAUGGACCAUCUUCUAAUCCAUCAGAAGAUCCAGUGGAAGACAGCAAACCAAGAGAACCCAUCAGGCCAACCCAGUCUGCAAUACCAACUGCUUGUGACCCUCAGCUGACAUUUGAUGCCGUCACAUCUUUACGAGGAGAAAUACUGUUCUUUAAAAACAAACAUUUCUGGCGAAAGCACCCUCAGUACACACAGCUUGAUUUCAGCUUGAUUUCUCAGUUUUGGUCAUUUGUACCAACCGGUGUUGAUGCUGUUUCUGAAAAUAGUGAUAAGGACGAAAUACUUCUGUUUAAAGGCAAUCAGUUCUGGGCUGCAAGAGGUGAAAUCAGGCUUUCUGGAUAUCCCAAACGCAUUCAAAGUUUGGGUUUCCCAAAAGAAGUCAAGAAAAUUGACGCAGCAUUUUUCAAUGCCAAUGAAAAACAGACAUACUACUUCUCCGCUGGCAAAUACUGGAGAUAUGAUGAAACCACACAAACUCUGGAGAGGAAACCAAAAAAUAUCAAAGAUGGUUUCCCAGGUAUUGAGGGGAAAGUUGAUGCUGCCUUUCAGCAUAAUGGAUUGUUGUACUUUUUCAGGGGAACAAAUCAAUAUGAAUUUGACCCUAAUACCAGACAAGUUACUCGGGUCAGAAGGGCCAACAGCUGGCUUUCGUGCUGAGAAGAUUUGAAAAACGCCCUCAAAAAACACCUCUGAAUGUCUAAUUCAAGCACUUCUCUUGUAUAAGUGGUUCCCUAUUAGGCAGUGAUGUCUAAUGCUGCUUAUAUUUUUGUAUAUCAUGCAUGCACAUGGCAAGCUAAGGCUACAAUUAUGUAAAGCAAAGUGUGCUGCUUAUAUACCACCCCCACAG